Ipomoea nil (Japanese morning glory) is the source of this 1719-nucleotide messenger RNA. RefSeq lists its product as uncharacterized. The record is from RefSeq and is a predicted model, not a curated record. The coding region runs from base 285 to 1406 and encodes 373 amino acids. NCBI's taxonomy places the organism in Eukaryota, Viridiplantae, Streptophyta, Magnoliopsida, Solanales, Convolvulaceae. The transcript has 10 exons.
AUUUUUUCUUUUUUCUUUUUGCUCUGUAUAUAAAGGCCAAUUUCGCCAGCUUUGCUCCGCCCUCCCAUGUUGUGUGUGUGUGCAGAUAUCUUUCAUUUUUACUCUAUUGAUUUCUCCAAGUUCUUGAGUUUAUCGAGUUUUGGAGGUUUUUCUUUUUGUUACUAAUUUGCGAUAUUGUUUACCUGUAAUGUUUAUGGCUGGACGAGCACUGAAUUGCGGGAAGUGAUUUCAAUGGAAUGCUGUAUCUUUGAUAUGAAGAUUGGGCAGGUCAAUGCAGAUAGUUGAUGUGCUUGCAUUUUACUAAAAUGAAGAAUACACAGUUGCAGGAUUCACAAAAAGCACCGAAGAAACUGCCAUCAAGACAAACUUCUCAUGACUCUCAAAAUGAUCAACAAAAUAAUACAACAGAGACUCCUGUAGCAGAUGCAGGAUCAGUUUCUGCAUCGGGCAAUGCGAACAGGAAGGUUUCACCUGAAGAUAUUGAGCUAGUACAGAACUUGAUCGAGAGGUGUUUGCAGUUGUAUAUGAAUAGAGAUGAAGUAGUUAAAACACUUGUGAAUCGUGCAAAGAUACAUCCUGCAUUUACAACUCUAGUGUGGCGAAAGUUGGAAGAACAAAAUGCUGAUUUUUUUCGAUCCUACUACAUAAGAUUGAAGCUGAAGAAACAAAUCCUGUUGUUCAAUCAGUUGCUCGAGCAACAGUAUGCCCUAACAAAACAUAACCACAUAGUUCCGCUGGCUCCUUUUCAGAAUAGAAUUAAUUGCAUGCCAGUCAACAAUUUACCCAUGGGAUAUCCAGUCCUGCAGCAGCCUCCAAUUCCAGCUGCAGGUCAUCUUCAUCUUGAUUCAAUGACCAUUUCUAGCUUCCAUGUGGUCAAUGGGGUGCCUGCACCGAGCAACUACCAUCCAGUGCAGAUGAAUUCUGGAAAUGAUAUGGUGAUAGAUACCAGUGCAUCAGAUAUGGCAGUAGCUGUUCCACAUAGCAAUGCUUAUUCAUCUAUGGCAGAUAUGGCUAUAAGCCCGACAUCAGUGGCUUCCAGUGGUCAUUUCCCCUUUACUGGAUCAGAGAUACUUGAGAUGGGAGUAGAUACAUCUGCCCUUCACACAGCAUUUCCAUCUGAUGUUGCAAGCUCAGCAGGGUUGCAACUCCCCUCAGAUAAUUGUGCUGGAAAUUCAAUAUCCUUGGGUCAGUUUCCUUGGAAGUUCAAUUUUUCAGACCUAACAGAAGACUUGCCAAACUUGGAAGAUUUAGGAGAUCUCGGAAAUUACCAUGGCGCACAUUUUUUGCAUUCUGGUUCAGAUAUUCUACUUGAUUCACCCGAGCAAGAGGACUUGGUAGUAGACGAGUUCUUUAUUGAUUCCGACUCAGGGCCAAUAUGUCCUCAAACUGAUGAAGAGAAACCAUAGCUUAUGUUGGUGUUCUCCAGAUUCGUUGAAGUCCUGAAUCCCAGGAUAACUGAUGUUCUGUUGCAAAGAGAAAUCAAAGCACCAAUCAACAUUACUUGCGGCGUUUAGAUGUCUCAGACUUGAUUAUCUGAAAAAGAUGUAGUAUCCAAAUUUUCUUAGUAUAAUCAUUCAUGGUUUCUAUUUCUAUGCUUUACCAUAGGUAUUGAUUGAAAUCAACUAGAAAUAGCUGAAUGUGGUAAUGCAGUUUUGCUUUCUGCAACUUCUGACAAUAGAUGAUAUAUUUUGCUCUUUUAAUACAAAUACUUUUGGAAAA